Molecule: messenger RNA, 1403 nt
Organism: Pelobates cultripes (western spadefoot toad)
Lineage: Eukaryota; Metazoa; Chordata; Amphibia; Anura; Pelobatidae
Source: the annotation of a GenBank genome assembly
AUGCAGAGGCAGAAGAAAAAUGAAAAAUCCGUUCCUGGGACGAAGAAAAUGGAAGCAGGAGCGGCUGGGGUGAGUAAGGGUUCCCAGGCUCGCUCCCCUGCUUCCAAACCCGCCUCGCGGCUUGUUUCGCCGCUUAAACUUUCGUUGGUGGCGUCGGGGAAAUCCCUCCCUACCUCCCUCCCGGUCUCCCGCCCGGUCUCCCUCCCCAAAACUUAUGCCUGUGCGGCCGCGACCCGUCCGCAGCUUCCUGAGGGCGGCGGGACCGCGACCGCACUAGCCGGCACUCCUGUGUGCGGCUCAGAGUGCUCCGAGCACUCGGCAUGCUCGGAGCACAGUGCUGUGUCUCCCGCGAGUGGCAAGGACCUCCCUGCAAGCCGCUCGCGGUCUCACUCCAGAGCAGCCCGGUCGCUCACUUACAAAAGCGACCGGGUUGCAAGUAAAGGGGAGGGCAGUGCGAGGUCACGCUCCCCGUCGGGAUCCUCAGCCUCCAGGCUGUCGGUCCCGGAGGGGGGGGCCUCUGCUGUCCGACCCAAAGUAUUUAAAGGGGCAGCAAGGGCUACAAUAAGCCCAGAUGAAAAUCCUAUGGAAAUAGGGGCUGAAGUGCUCCAAAAAAGUGCCUUCUCUGCACUACCACAGAGAACACGUUAUGUUGCCACAACAAAGAUGGCUGACAGUCCAGAUACUGUAUUUUCCACUUCCAAGAUGGCCGCUGCCACCUCCAUUAUGGCUACUACCACAUUUAAAGCUGCGACCUAUAAUCCUAAUAUGCCACCUGAAUUGGCAGCAGACCUGCCACCGUCAGCUGGCAUGAUAAUUCAACUUAUUAAAGAUUUGAGAGUUGAUUUGAAAAAUGACUUUAAAAAUGACUUUGACACAUUAUAUGGAGCCAUGGAGGGCAUUAAUCAGCGUACAAAAAUAAUAGAGAAUAAAUUGCACUCUCAAGAGCAAUCUCAUCUGGAUCUGGUUGAAACCGUAAAAGAGCUCCAAAAGCAAGUGCACCAACAAGCAGAAAAGCUUGCCGACGCUGAGGAUAGAAGUAGGCGUAAUAACCUAAGGAUCAGGGGGAUCCCAGAUAAUAUCGAUUCUCAGGAAUUACAAAGCUAUUUCCAGACAAUGGUGAAGUCAGCUCUACCAAACGUAAAAAAUGCGGAUUUAUUACUGGAUCGCAUCCAUAGAUUGCCCAAACCCGGCAAUGCACCUCAAACUGCACCCAAAGACGUGAUAGUGAGAUUCCACUACUAUCACAUUAAAGAAGAAUUUCUAGGUGCAGUACGCACGUCAGGUCUCACAGGAGAUUACAGCAGCAUGAAGGUCUUUCAAGACUUUUCUGCUCAAACAAUGAAGCGACGCAGGGAAUUUCAACUUUUCACUGCGGAGCUAAGACGAAGAGGGAUAAGAUAUAG